UGAACUUCUUCCUCCUCCCGGUUUGUUUCAUCAGCCACGAGUUUCCACAUCCAUCCGACAGAAGAGUUUCUCUCCGGUGCUUCAGAAAGAUGGGGGACCCUGUAACCGAGUACACAGCCCGACUGCAACAACAGGAGCGGGACAUCCGGAGUCUCUCUGCAGAGAUUGAGAGUCUAAAAAACCCACAAAAUCUGAAUCCAUCUCCACGUCUAGACGAGCUGCGGGACGAAAACGCCAAACUGAAGUACCGCCUCAAUGUCUUGAAGAGGAGCCUGCAGGAGGAGAGGGCGACUCACUGCGGUAAAUCCAUGACCAACAUCAACGAGCGUCUACAGGAAAUUUUCGGCGAGGCUAUCCGGGCUGCCUGCCCCGAGCUGGACAACCCUCCGCUGUCUGUCGCGCCCAACCAGCAGGCCAAGUUUGGAGACUACCAGUGUAACAGUGCCAUGGCCAUGGCCCAGAUGCUGAAGUCAAAGGGAAUGAAAAUCAACCCGAGGGAAAUCGCAGAGAAGAUCAUCCAGAAUCUUCCGGAAAACGAACUCAUCCUGAAAACUGAAAUUGCAGGACCAGGUUUCAUCAACAUCCAUCUCAAGAAGAUGUUUGUGUCUAAACUGUUGAGCAACCUGCUGGUCAACGGCGUGCAGCCUCCACCGCUGGCCUCCAAGAAGAAGGUGGUGGUGGAUUUCUCCUCUCCUAACAUCGCCAAAGAGAUGCAUGUGGGCCACCUGCGCUCCACCAUCAUCGGGGAAAGCAUGUGUCGGCUGUUUGAGUUUCUGGGCUACGACGUUCUCAGGUUGAACCAUGUGGGAGACUGGGGGACCCAGUUUGGGAUGCUGAUUGCCCACCUCCAGGAUAAAUUCCCAGACUACCUAACUUCCUCCCCGCCCAUUUCUGACCUGCAGGCCUUCUAUAAAGAGUCUAAGAAGCGCUUUGACGACGAGGAGGACUUUAAGAAGCGAGCGUAUCAGUGUGUCGUCAGACUGCAGAGCAAAGAGCCCGACUUCAUUAAAGCCUGGAACCUCAUCUGUGAUGUUUCCAGGAAAGAGUUCCAAAGGGUUUACGACUGCCUGGACAUCAAGAUUAUCGAGAGAGGAGAGUCGUACUACCAGGAGAUGAUGACAAGGGUGGUGAAAGAGUUUGAGGAGAAAGGUUUGGUGGAGCUUGACGAGGGUAGAAAGAUCGUCUUCGCCCCCGGUCAGCAAAUCCCCCUAACCAUCGUCAAGUCGGACGGCGGGUACACCUACGACACGUCGGACCUCGCAGCACUGCACAAUCGUCUCUUUGAUGAAAAGGCUGACAUGAUCAUCUAUGUCACAGACAGCGGACAGGCCACACACUUCCAGGUGGUGUUUGCUGCGGCUCAGAUGAUUGGCUGGUACAACCCUCAGGUGACCCGGGUGGAGCAUGCAGGCUUUGGAGUGGUGCUGGGGGAAGACAAGAAGAAGUUUAAAACCCGGUCUGGAGACACGGUGAGGCUGAUAGACCUGCUGGAGGAGGGACUGAAGAGGUCUAUGGACAAACUGAAGGAGAAGGAGAGAGACAAGGUCCUGACCCCAGAGGAGCUGACCAAAGCCCAGAGGUCCGUCGCUUUCGGCUGCAUUAAAUACGCCGACCUCUCCCACAACCGCAUCAACGACUACGUCUUCUCAUUUGACAAAAUGCUGGAUGACCGGGGCAACACGGCGGCGUACCUCCUCUACGCUUUCACUCGCAUCAGGUCCAUAGCUCGUCUGGCUAACAUUGAUGAGGCCACACUGAGGAAAGCAGCAGAAACCACGGAGGUCGUCCUGGACCACGAAAAGGAGUGGAAGCUAGGGAAGUGCAUCCUCCGUUUCCCAGAGAUCCUGCAGAAGAUCCUGGACGACCUGCUGCUUCACACGCUCUGCGACUACCUGUACGAGCUCGCCACCACCUUCACCGAGUUCUACGACAGCUGUUACUGCGUGGAGAAGGACAGAAAGACGGGUGAGGUGGUGAAGGUCAACAUGUGGAGGAUGCUGCUCUGUGACGCCACUGCAGCCAUCAUGGCCAAAUGCUUUGACAUUCUGGGCAUCAACCCCGUCGGGAGGAUGUGAUGUCACAGUGAUCCACCCUGUUUCCUCUGCAUCCUGGUUUGCCAGAAUCCUGAAGGAGAAUUAGAGGAGAAGUGACGAGAUGACAAUAAACGGUUAUCGGUCUCUUUCACUCACAUCACAGCCAAAACUCACUGGACUUAAGAAUGAAUUUCCACAAAGUUAUUAUAUCCAUCCUGGGAGGGAAAAUACUUAUGUUAAGUCCAUUAAUUAACAUCUCAUGUAAAGGAUCUUUUUUUAUUAAAGAACCGAUGUGAAACCAAAA
Messenger RNA from Centropristis striata (black sea bass), 2337 nucleotides. It is a transcript of the gene rars1, whose product is annotated as arginyl-tRNA synthetase 1. NCBI's taxonomy places the organism in Eukaryota, Metazoa, Chordata, Actinopteri, Perciformes, Serranidae. The transcript is spliced from 15 exons. Gene Ontology annotation, molecular function: ATP binding; arginine-tRNA ligase activity. Bases 90 to 2075 code for a protein of 661 amino acids. Gene Ontology annotation, cellular component: cytoplasm. Gene Ontology annotation, biological process: arginyl-tRNA aminoacylation. The record is from RefSeq and is a predicted model, not a curated record.